Pediculus humanus corporis (human body louse) is the source of this 444-nucleotide messenger RNA. RefSeq names its product SNARE-associated protein Snapin, putative. The coding region runs from base 1 to 444 and encodes 147 amino acids. Gene Ontology annotation, molecular function: SNARE binding. The transcript is spliced from 2 exons. Lineage: Eukaryota; Metazoa; Arthropoda; Insecta; Psocodea; Pediculidae. Gene Ontology annotation, cellular component: BORC complex; synaptic vesicle; BLOC-1 complex. Gene Ontology annotation, biological process: lysosome organization; endosome to lysosome transport; regulation of synaptic vesicle exocytosis. The record is from RefSeq and is a predicted model, not a curated record.
AUGGAAGUUGACACGGAGAGCACGAACACAUCAAUCGAAGAUAAAACGGAAGAUUUUUGUGAUAAUCCAACCAGGGAUGCUUUAACAGAAGGUUUAAUGAGGCUUUUAAAACCUACCGUUGAUCAAUUAGAAGAUAAAGUUCGAACUCUUAGAAUCAGUCAAGUAGAAUUAAAACAGAAAAUUGAAAAUUUGUCUGAAGAAUUAAAAAAAAUUAAUGAUUCCAAUUCAGAAAAGAAUUUAGAUUUAGAUAUAUACGUUAAAAAACUAGUCAACAUAAAAAAUAAAUUAACCGUAGUGAGCAACAUUCUACAAAGCAGCGAAGAAAGACUAUUAAAAAUUCAAAAAAACAUUUUAAAAGAUGUUAAUUCUCAUAAAGCUUUCAUAGAAGCUUCGAAAAUUAAUCAAAUAUCAGCGACUGAACCUGAUGAUUCAGCCAUUCAAUGA